Messenger RNA from Neopelma chrysocephalum (saffron-crested tyrant-manakin), 525 nucleotides. Its product is annotated as nanos homolog 3-like. Gene Ontology annotation, biological process: oogenesis; negative regulation of translation. Gene Ontology annotation, molecular function: zinc ion binding; mRNA binding. The record is from RefSeq and is a predicted model, not a curated record. The coding region runs from base 1 to 525 and encodes 174 amino acids. Gene Ontology annotation, cellular component: perinuclear region of cytoplasm. NCBI's taxonomy places the organism in Eukaryota, Metazoa, Chordata, Aves, Passeriformes, Pipridae. The transcript has a single exon.
AUGAGCCCCUCCAACCCCGCAGCCGCCCCGGCGGCGGCCGCCCCGAAUCCCGCGGGCCCCUUCGACAUGUGGCGGGACUACCUGGGGCUGGCGGCGCUGGUGGCCGCGCUGCCGCGGGACCCCCCCGGGGGGGACGGGGGGGACCGGGACAGAAAUCCCCCUUCCCCCGGCCCCCCGUGCGCCUUCUGCCGGCACAACGGCGAGGCUCCGGCGGUGUUCCAGGGGCACAGCCUGCGGGACGCGGCGGGGCGGCUGCAGUGCCCGGUGCUGCGCAGCUACGUGUGCCCGCAGUGCGGGGCCACCCAGGACCGGGCGCACACGCGGCGCUUCUGCCCCCUCACCCGCCGCGGUUACACCUCGGUGUACGACAGACCCGCGGCCGCCGCCAGGAAUAGAGCCGGGGAUGGAGCCGGGAAUAGCGCCGGGAGCAACAGGAAUGGCACGGAGGGCACCGGGAGCGGCACCGGGAGCGGCACCGGGAGCGGCACCGGGGGCAAGUGGGCGGCGAGGGACGGCGGGAAGUAG